UCGUUCACCCUGUGCUCGGCUGUUCGGCCAACGUUUCCCACAUGCUGCGAUGGUUAUGUGUUAGCAAGUGCGAAAGGAGAACCAUCAUCGUUCGGACACCAUUUCUUCCACCAGGGCCUUAUGUUUUCCGAGAGUGACUACAUAGGAAGAACACGGACUGCACACAUAGAUGACAGUCAGCGGGGCGAACGCUCAACCUCCAGCGCAAACAUCUUCCCCUGCAGAAUUGUAAAUCAGAUUUGGAAAAUAAAUAAUCGCUUAUGUGCAGCGCGCGUGUCCUCGCGAAAUGAUCCGAGUGUGACCGGAGAGCCUCGGAACGAGACUAUCGCGGGCCGUGCGAAAGAGUGGACCGAUUGGCAGAACUCGCCUCUCCGUCUCCGAUCCUGCGAGGUCCCAGAAGGUCCGCGGAUUAUGUGCAGAUCAGUGUCGUGUGUCCUACCCUUCCAAGCGAGGCCUUUCCUUCGUGUCCUCUCCCUUUCCUAACGCUCCUUGUCUCUCUGUAGCUGUUCUACCACACACAUAAGCGUUAAAUUUGUUUACCUUGCUGCUUCCAUUCCGGAUUUUCUACUUUGUGCAACGCUAUCCUAGAGACAGGAGAGGGUCGAGGCGACGCGCGGAAUGACUAGUCGCCGUCCAGAGAAGAGGCUGCUCGAAUGGCGUCGAACUGGGCCAGCCUCACUUUUCAACGAACUGUCGGAUCGAAUAGGUGCAAUUGGAGUUGACACUACCGGAACGCGUCGUCAGAGAAGAGAGUUCCUGUGGUCCUUGGUGGAUCCUUAUGAACUGAUUGAGCAAAAACGGUUCAUUGUGAACGCAAUUUGUCACUAAUUGGUUGUUUUGUGUGCCAACAGGCCAAACUGGCCACAAUAAACAAAUCUCUUUCAAUAUCCCGAGUGAAAGCUUCUUAAAGUGAAUCGGGGAAACGCCAUCAUUGUGUUGAAAUCCCUUCCGGCGACUUCCUGGUCCCAUUUGUGCAGUUUUUUAUGUGAUUCCGUGUGUGCUUGUGUGUGAGCCUCAAACAAUAGUAUCAAAAAACUCUCUUCUGGGACGUCCGGGACCUUCCACUCAUUUCGUCGAUCCAAAUCGAGCCUUCCCGCCAGGAAAUGGCAACGGACGUCAUGAUGGACUGGGAUAUCAUAGACAUCUUCAACUUCAACCCGGACGAUCGAGAGUUUGGCAUCGAGAUUCAAUCGUUUCUGCUGAAGGACACAAGCUUCGCCACAAUACUUCCCCAGACGGAGGAGGAUACCAUGGACCAAACAUCAUUGGAAUGUGGCAAAACAAACCUUCCGCCAACUGAUUUCGACUCACCAGGCCCACUCACAACGGUCCAUUCAUCUUCCUACUGGAAACCCUCCAAGUGCACAACUCCGACGGCUGGGCUGAAAGACUCCGUGGACUGCGAUGAAAUAACGCCCGACCUUCUGAAGGAGACCGAUGAUACGGAUAUCAUGUACAAGCUCAAUGCUCCAGGCUCGCCACCGGACAUGUGCUCCGGGGGUCCAGAUCCGUGCGAUGAACAACGCGACAGUGACAACAACAAUCUCCGACCAUGUCCUCACUGUGACAAACACUUCCCCUGCAAGGCGUCCCUCGACCAGCACCUUCGACGACACACAGACGAAAGGCCAUUCCGGUGUGCCAGCUGUCCCAAGGCGUUCCGGCUGUCCUCGACGCUAUCCGCGCACAAGAAGCUGCACGACCUGCGCGGACCCAGUCUGCGGUGCGAAACGUGUGGACGCACCUUCACACAACCCAGCGCCCUUUCGAGCCAUCGGCUGCUGCAUCGCGAGGAUAGGCCCCACUGCUGCGGGCUUUGCGGCAAACAGUUCGUCCGUCUGCACGCCCUCAAGACACACGUCCUGAGCCACGCGAACGAACGACCCUUCGAGUGCGGUCAGUGUGGAAAAACGUUCACCGAAAAGCACGUGCUGGUGCGCCAUCGCAAGACGCACAGUGACGAACGGCCGCACGAGUGUGCGGUGUGCUCGAAGGCCUUCAAGGAACGGUACGACCUACUGCGACACGCGCUCAUACACAGUGGACUGCGGCCGCACAAGUGUCCCGACUGUUCCAAAUCCUUCGUCCAAUCCAAUGCACUGGCCAAGCAUCGAAAGUGUCACGCACGAGCACGUAUGGUUGGCCACCGUUUGGAUGCGGGGACGUUUGCAGUGGCACGAAGCGAAGCUACCUGUUGUUAGGUGUUAGGUGAAGCGGUGCGGUCCGAGCCCGAAUGGUGCAACAGGUGCGUCGAUGUGUGUUGUAGAGUGGGAUUGUUAAAAUAAAUAGAACGGUGCUUGUGCAAAUGAUAACAGCGUUUAAAACAAUCGAAAACAAGCAACAGGAUAA
This is a messenger RNA of Anopheles stephensi (Asian malaria mosquito), 2349 nucleotides long. Its product is annotated as zinc finger protein 501-like. Bases 1104 to 2201 code for a protein of 365 amino acids. Gene Ontology annotation, molecular function: RNA polymerase II cis-regulatory region sequence-specific DNA binding; DNA-binding transcription factor activity. Gene Ontology annotation, biological process: regulation of transcription by RNA polymerase II. The record is from RefSeq and is a predicted model, not a curated record. Lineage: Eukaryota; Metazoa; Arthropoda; Insecta; Diptera; Culicidae. The transcript has 3 exons.